Molecule: messenger RNA, 2672 nt
Organism: Melanotaenia boesemani (Boeseman's rainbowfish)
Lineage: Eukaryota; Metazoa; Chordata; Actinopteri; Atheriniformes; Melanotaeniidae
Gene: epn3a
Product: epsin 3a
Exons: 11
Coding region: 377-2245 (622 amino acids)
Biological process (GO): endocytosis
Cellular component (GO): endosome; plasma membrane; clathrin vesicle coat
Molecular function (GO): clathrin binding; phospholipid binding
Source: RefSeq, a predicted model, not a curated record
GGGGGCUGUGCCAUCUGCAGGCUCGAUGCCUGGACAUGCACACACAGCUAAGUUGUAACAAAUCAGUCCCUUUCUCCUUUGGAUUUGUUUUAGAGUGCGCGUUUUUUUUUAUUAUUAUUAUUUCUUUGUGCUUUAAAUACCUACUCUAGUUUCCUGCUCCUCUGUCGGACAGUUUCGAAAUAUGUCGAGAGGCGGAGACGUUUCUCGUUCCUCCCGAAUCCUCCCCAAGUUGGGACCCCACUGACGCGCUAUGGCAUGAAGGGCCAUACUGGUGGACAUCACUAAAGCUGCCAGGUUUCCUUCACUUGAUUGCACCUUGCCCAGCAGUGGGCCAGUUUGACUUUUGUUUGCCAAGUGUUAAAACGUCACUGCCAUCAUGCAGACCUCAUCGCUCCGCCGGCAGAUGAAAAACAUGGUGAACAACUACACGGAGGCUGAGGUCAAGGUCCGAGAGGCCACCUCCAACGACCACUGGGGACCUUCCAGCUCUCUCAUGGCUGAAAUUGCAGACUUGACCUUCAAUGUAGUGGCCUUCGCUGAAGUUAUGGGAAUGAUCUGGAAGAGGCUGAAUGAUCACGGCAAAAACUGGCGUCAUGUUUACAAAGCGCUUACGCUGGUGGAUUAUUUGGUCAAAACAGGGUCUGAGCGCGUGGCUAAAGAAUGCCGGGACAACAUAUACACCAUUCAGACCCUGAGAGACUUCCAGUACAUAGAUCGAGACGGACGUGACCAGGGCGUCAAUGUUCGAGAGAAGGCCAAACAACUGGUGGCUCUGUUAAGGGAUGAGGAGAAGCUGAAGAAGGAGAGGAGCCAGGCUCUGAAGACAAAGUCGCGCAUGGCGGGGGUCACCAGCAGCGUAAGCUCUGGAUCCAUGCCCCCACCAUACCCAGGACGCCACACCGCCAGUUCGUAUGGGGAUGAUUUCAGCGGGUGCAGAGGCUCACCAUCAUCCAACCACCCCUCCUCUCCUCAACUCGCUCCAGACCUGGAACAAGCUCGACCAUCAACCACUGGAGAAGAGGAGCUGCAGCUGCAGCUGGCCUUGGCCAUGAGCCGAGAAGAAAGUGAAAAGUCACCUCCCACAGUGGACAUUGAUGAACAGACUCAGCUCCAGAUCGCUAUGACUCUCAGCAAGGAGGAGGCCAAGAAGCCAGUCCAACGUGGCCCUGCUAGGAACAUGGAUAUGGACGAGGACAGCCAGCUCCAGUUAGCCUUGAGCCUGAGCAAGGAGGAGCAUCAGCAGGAGCAACUCAGUCGCCAAGGAGAUGAGUCGCUGCUCCAAAAAGCUCUGGAGGAGAGCAAACGUGAAAUGGAGGCAAAAGGGGGGACUUCCUUUAUGGACCUGGUAGAUGUUUUUGCAGUGGCUACAGAUCCACCUCCCAAUAACCGUGGCUGGAAGAAUGCUCCACCCCAGGCAGCCACUGGUGGUAGGGGUUCAGACCCCUGGGACUCCUUGGAAGACAGCACAAACAUUCCUAGAGCAGAUUCUCCCUGGAUGGUACCUCCAACUUCCAACAGUCCUCCACCGCCAUGGGAGCCUCCAGCCAAUCCCUGGGAUGCACCGCAGAGCCAUGUCUCCAGCCUCAACCCUGCAAGCCAAGUAUGGGCUUUCCCUGCAAACACAGCUUCCCCAGGAGUUGAUCCAUUCUCUGCUUUGUCAGAAAGAACAGCAAGUAAGGGAACAGUAAAAGAAGCUCCUCCGCGAAGUGUAAGCCCCUCAGAUGGGGAUCUGUUUGAUGAAGCCAUGGAUGGCGGUCAGGUGAGCAUUAAUGGACGAGAGGAGGGCAGUCCUGAGCCGUUUGACCUGUCUCGUCUUAGAGAAACCUUGGCUGCCCCCAGCCCUCGCACAUGCCAGACACCUGAGGCAUUCCUGGGCCCCACAGCAGCUUCUUUGGUAAACUUGGACAGCUUGAUCCCAGCAAACCCCUCAGCCAAGAACAAAAACCCCUUUUUAUCAGGCCUGAGUGCUCCUUCACCCACCAAUCCAUUCCAGUCUGAACAGCCAAAACUGAGUCUUAAUCAGAUGGGCUCCAGCUCCACCUCUGUGACUCCCCAGGCUACUUCUCUUCCAUACAGUGCCUCCCUGCCCCUGCCUAUGAGCCAUCAGGGUGCCAGCAUCCCUUCGUCACUUACACACCCCACCCACCCUGGUUUGGACCUACCAAGGAACCUCCCUGAGCCCUUGUUGCCCUUCUCUUCUGCUAGUUCUCAGGGAUCAGAUGCUGCACAAAACCCUUUUCUAUAAGGAACAACUAACUGAAGAAAAUUGCCUGAAAAAAAGAGGGAAUGUCACUAGGUUAUGCUCCCAGAAUAACAAAUAUUCUGCAGACCAAACUGCAACGCUAAGAACUUGUAUGCAAUGCCUAUUCUUUGUUGAUUUUAUAUCGUUGUACAGUUCAGUAACAGUUAAGAUUGAUGCAAGCUGGUUCUGCUCCUCACUACAAGCUAAAAAAGAGAUAACAGAUUUUUAUUAGAAAUUAUUGAUGUCAUGUAAAGCUCAUUUAAGGCCAUAAUCUGUUGCUGACUACAGACUACACACAAGCACAAUUUGAUAAUACUUUGUUGUACUUGAACUUAGACGUUAGAACGAAAUACCUAUGAUUUCUGAUAAUUGGCAAAAGUUGUUUGGAGCUUGAUAUGUUCCCCAUAUAUAUAUAUAUAUAUAUAUAUAU